AGCAGACUUGAAUUAGGGUUUCAGAUAUAAAAAAGAGCGAGGAGGAUCAUGAGGUCAAAGGAAGGAGAUGAUACAGAGUCUCUUUCUCUUCCUGUGGAUUUGAUAAUAGAGAUUCUUACGAAGCUGCCUCCGAGAUCUUUGUCAAGGCUCAUCUGCGUGUCAAAACUCUGGUUAUCUAUAAUCCACGGUAAAUAUUUCAACGACUUGUACCUUACUCGAUCUUCCACACGGCCACGUCUUCUUCUCCAUCGCUACUGCCAUGAUACGCGGCGUUCUCACUAUUCUUCUCUCUCAAGUGAACCGUCUCUUGGUGAUAGUAUUACUCUUCCAGGGUGUCAAAUUUCUCCACCAGUCCGUGGCUUGAUCUGUUGUGUAGAUCAUGACUCCAGUAUUGUCGUGAUUGGCAAUCCUAGCACGGGCCAGUUCCUAACUUUAACUGAUGCCAUAACUGACAUAAUCUUUUUUGGAUAUGAUCCGGUUAAUGAUCUAUAUAAAGUCCUUUCCAUGUAUUUCGUUCAUGAUAUAGAUGGAUCAGUGGUUCUUGAAAAGUCUCAAGUUCUCACUUUAGGAGGAGCUCAAGAAUCAUGGAGAGUGAUCGAAUGUAAGUAUCCGUAUUACCCAGGAACACAAGGUAUAUGCCAUAAUGGGGUUGUUUAUUAUGGAGCGUGGUCUAACCUCACUGACAGAAGAUCUGUAGUAGUGGGCUUUGAUUUGAGAUCUGAAGAGUUCAGUCUUAUUACAUUACCUGAGGAUGUUAAAAUCGUAUCACGUUUUGAGUCUGAUUUGGUGCGCUACAACGGAAAGAUAGCCUUAGUAAAUGUUUCACUGACCCGUAAAUUCGACCUAUGGGUUCUAAUGGAUGUCAAAAAACAUGAGUGGUCAAAAUAUUCUGUCGUUGCUCCUACUUGUGACUUCUUCCGUUGCAGGGGUACUAUUGAAACCGGAGAGCUAAUAUUUGAACAAUUCUAUUUUGGUGACCAGUUUUCAAUUCUCUAUUACGAUCCCAAACAAGACAAGGCUAGAAGAGUUGACCUCGAAAGAAGAGGAGAUACUACGUCUGGUGGUAGGAAAUUAUUCGUGGAUCACGUAGAGAGUCCUAUGUUUCUUCCAAGGAAGUUUAUCCAUUGAUGGCUGGUGGCUGGAGUUUCCUAAAUCAAUUGCUCUGUUCGAAUCACAGAUUGAA
Messenger RNA from Brassica rapa (field mustard), 1183 nucleotides. RefSeq names its product F-box/kelch-repeat protein At3g04660-like. Lineage: Eukaryota; Viridiplantae; Streptophyta; Magnoliopsida; Brassicales; Brassicaceae. Gene Ontology annotation, molecular function: protein binding. The record is from RefSeq and is a predicted model, not a curated record.